Diachasma alloeum is the source of this 6300-nucleotide messenger RNA. RefSeq lists its product as uncharacterized. The coding region runs from base 1544 to 5788 and encodes 1414 amino acids. Gene Ontology annotation, molecular function: ATPase inhibitor activity; protein-folding chaperone binding. NCBI's taxonomy places the organism in Eukaryota, Metazoa, Arthropoda, Insecta, Hymenoptera, Braconidae. Gene Ontology annotation, cellular component: cytoplasm. The record is from RefSeq and is a predicted model, not a curated record. The transcript is spliced from 12 exons.
UUAGCCCCGCUAUUAUUCCAGCCCUAGUAGAACAAAAAAAAAACACACACACACACACAGAGACAUUUUACACAUUAAACCAGUCGAAUAAUUCACCUCAAGUAUAUUUCAUAGUGAUGAUAUUGAUUAUCCUUCCAUACCAUAAAUACCAAUAAUUCCAAAUCAAUAACGUAAACAUGUCAAUGAGUUGUUGUGUUGACUCUGAGUACGUCUUACAGCACCCAAGUAAACAGCAGCAGGACUCUUUUGGUGGAGAGCAACUAUAAGUAUUAAUGAAAUGUUCAUUUUAUCAUUAAUUAAUCCAUAAUUAUUAUAACAAGUAGUAAUGUGUAACUUACACAUGCUCUCCAUUGCAUUAUUCAACCGAGACCUUGAAAUUGUGACAAAGAGAGAAGAAUAUUAUAUUAGCCUUUGAUAUCAUUGUUUAUAUUUUUUUCAAUUUUUUUAUAAUCAUGCUAUUAUAUGCCAUACAAAGAGAAAAGGAAAUGCAAAUGAGCAACUUACGCAUGUAGAAAGAAAUGUAGACUGUAUUGGACUGUAUAUAGGGGAAUAGUGAAGCAGGAACAAGGCGUAUUGAUCGACUUUCAUGUCAGAGAUGCGAAUCGAAACCAACUUGCGCCGAUUGCACGUCAGUAUAUUAUCAAUUUUGUUUUCUUUUUUAAAUCAAUAAAUCACUGAGAAUGAAGAACGAUAGCAUAAUAGUACCGAAACAUGUUCAGUUUGCUCAAUAUUAAUUGUUUCAUUUUUUUAAUAUUUUUUUUUUGUAUAUAUUUUUGGUAUUGACUAUUAUAUAAUAACACGUGCCGUUAAUUAUUACUCUGUACUUCACCACCACAUUUGAUAAACGUAUAGAGGAUGCCGAGAGAUCCGAAUCGUCUGCACCAUUCACCAAACCAAGGGGGUGAAAACGCGAUAAGGGCUGUCAGCAGAUACAACGCACGCGGAUAGCAUAGUGGGGGUUGGUUCUAAUAUUCUGUGGAUUCUGCGCAUUAUAAUUUACAUGUGUGCAUAUCACAAAUUUUCCAAUAAUCGUUUCACCUAUAAUAUUAUAUUAUAAUAUAAUGGAGAUUUAGUAUAAAAAAUUAGGGAUUCUAUAAGCUGGUGGUGGAAUAUUGAAUUGGAAAUGGAGAUGAGUGCCUCUGGAGAUAAUCUUCUUUAUCUGGUAUCUAGAGUGACAUAUAUUAUCUGAAAUACAUCAUAUGACUUUUGCUUCUGCACGUGACUUUAUUUACAGUUGGGAUAUUUUAUGAAAUUGCGAAUGCGUAUAUACAGAGUGAGAUUUUGAGUGUACAUCUAUGACAUAAACUUGCGAUUAUUGGAAAUCAAUUGAAGAAAAAAUUGAACAAAUACCAAGAGAUAUGGAUUUAUACAUGGAGAAGAAAUAAUAAAAUUAAAAAAAAGAAUUUAUGUACAGAGGUGAAUCGUCGUGCAUGUAUGUACAUAUAUAUUUGUGUUUGCAUUUUCGUUAAAUAUUGUUAUAUACAAAUAGUGAAAAUAGGAGAAAUGUGGGGCUAGUGAAAGGGCAGCUUUUCAAUCUAAUAUAAUGCCUUUGAUCAAUAGACUUUUUGCUCCAAGAAAAAAUAUUAAAACCAAUGCAGAUUGUAAAUUACCAGUUGAUAUUGGUACAGGAUUCCGUAUUAGAAACACAUUGAAUUUUGGAGCAGAUCAAAUAAGAGUCCUCUUAUUUCGUGAAUGUGAACGCCGUGGUAGAAAGUUACUUUUUGACUCUGUUACUGCUGGAAGAAGUAAUGGAUCCAGUUCAUCAACAUGUAGUGGAACAAACACCUCGUGUCCUAGGAAUGGGAAUGGACUUCCACAUGAGUGCGAGAAAGAAGUUUGCGAUAACGUGAAUUUAUUAAGUGAAAUGGUUUUUGGAACCGUAGCCAUGACAUACAGAGGGACUCUUUUCAAAAUCCACACAUUAGAAUUUCCACGAUGUAUAAUGUGUACAAAAGUAUUUCCAGCACCAGACCACAUAAUUCGCAUGAACAAUGAGAAAUUUACCGAUGAGACUCUGCGAAUAUCGUUAUUGAAUAAUAAUAAUAAUAAUAAUAAUAAUAAUAAUAAUAACAACAACAACAACAGCAGCAGCAGCAACAACAAUGAUUCAAAUUCAAGUAAUGGUAGUAUGAGAAAGAACCUUUCUUAUCAAAGCUCAGGAAAUAUAUCGGGAAAUAGCCUGAGGAAGAGUUCGACAUGCUCAAGUACUUGUAGUGGUUGGGAUUUUGAUGUGCCAAUAUUUCCAAUAUCGACUACAAUAAAAAGUCAUUUGGAAGAAUCACUAGAGUCAAAUAACAAUAGUCCAUCAUCAUCAUCAUCAUCAUCAUCAUCAGGCUUUGGUAGCUAUCCAAGUCUCCGUAGAAGAUGGUUACGAGCGGUAUCAACUUCUUUAAAUCAUCACUCUACAAAAAUAAAUGAUGAAAUGGAGGAAAUACUUGGAUUACAAGUUUAUGGUGAUAAUAGUACUUGCUUUACUAGUACUACUGGGAGACCACUAGUGUCUCUUUCUACGUGUGAUGAUAUUUGUGAUUCUAGCAGGCGUCGGCAUAAAACAAAAUUAGGCCUAACGAUAAUGAUAAAAUUGACACCUGAACGAGAAAAAGAAAUGGAGCUCAGGCUUUUCGAACAUGCAUCACAAUUAGAAGCAAUAUUGGAUAGGCUUUGUCAGACGUGUAUAACUAGUGGCAAAGAGAGAGGACUCAUUGAACGAUUACAUCAAGCCUCUUUUCGAUGUACAUGCUGGCUAUUGCGUCUACUUGUUACGAGAAAAAAUUAUGACAAUGAUCAUAUUUCAAUAUGGCAUGAGAUUAUUCUCAACAAAUCCAUUUCAAAAUACAAAAGAACCACAAUGCUGUGUCGGAAUUUUCAACAAAUGUGUCAGUUGCUCGAUACAUUGGAUACUAAAUCAACAAAAUUUUUUCUCAGUACACUAAUCACAGCUGUAUUGACCUAUCAUUUGGGAUGGGUCAACACUGUUAUAUCAUUGGAAGAAAAAAUAUGGCUAGAAAACAUGAAAACAAAGUAUCCCUGUAAUCCACUGUGGAUACAGUUGAGUGAUUUAUAUGGCACUCUGGGAAAUCCAUCGAAAAGAGUCCACACCAUUAUAACUGGUGAUGCAAAUAAAUUGCAUUUGAUCGAUGCAAUAUUAAAAUUUCUUUCCUAUUUCAUUCGCAGUGCCAUUGUCAAACGACAUAAUAUUUAUCGCAACACUUCAGAUGAAGAUGUACAAGAAGCUAUUGAUAUUGUUGAAAAAAGACAAAGUCAAAAACUUUCCUACAUUUCUCCUUUUUCUCUUUCAACGUCAACGUCGGCAGCGGUAUCGGCAUUGGCCACUGCGUCAUCUUCUUCGGCAUCGGUUUCAUCAUAUUUCUCUUCUCCUUCUCCUAACUCGACGGCUCCAUCGAUAGGUUGUUUGAAGAAAAAUAACCUAAUAACAGAGUCCAACGAGACAGUGACCAAGUCAUUUUCAAUGAAAAAAAAUGACCAUUUCAACAUUCCAAGAUUGAAGAAAACCACAAGUUUAAAUAAAAAUCUCAAUUUAGAGAGCUCAACUUGUAUAAAAUUGGAGGAUAAAGUUGCGUUGAAAUUGGAUUCAUAUCAAGAUGAUGUGGAUGGUUCAGAGAAGGAUGUGAUUAAUUCAAAUUUAAUUAAGAUAAUUGUAGGAGGUGAAAAAAAUACGGCAAAUACAUCAUUAUUGACGCAGGAUGAAUUUGAAAACAAGUUAGACUCAAAAACAAUGGAAUCAAUUUUGCUUCAAAAUGAUUGUGAUUCGAUCAAGGAAAUUUGUUCAAUCAAUGCUAAUGGUUCAGAUGUAACGGAAGUGUAUUUCUCCUCGCAGAUUGAAUAUGAAAGUGAUAAACAGAGCCAGGUUUUUUUCACUGUUGGUGGUGAUGAAAAACGUGUAAUUGAUGAAAAGUCGACGGUACAGACAAAUCAAAAUUGUAGUUGUCAAUGUUCAUUUGCAUUUACACGCGUACCAAGCACCUCCGCUCAAUUACCCGAAGGAGUUUUGCGCAAAAUUCUUCAACGAAAUUUUCCCGAGUCUUCGAAAAGUAUUCAACGACCUGGUACAUCUUUAAGUAAAGACAGAUCAUUCGGUAUUUCUUGCCCAAAGUGUAAUGGCUCAAGUGGGAAUGGAGGAAAUUUUGAAAGUAGCAAAUUACUUUUGGAAACGCCAACUAAUGCAACUGAAGUUUUACGAACUUGCGGCACAUCAACCAUUGGGAUACGAGGUGGGCGUAAUCGUCGAACUGAUUGUGCAACUGUAGAUCAACUUUUGGAGGCCAAUAAUUUCAUUGAAUUACCCAUGCCAAGUCCUCCAGUGAAUCAUCAUCGCCGCUCAAUAAUUUUGCUGAAAAAGGCCAUUUGCGUGGAUCAUGGUGGAAAUUGUAAAUGUUGCUGCUGUUGUGAUACUAAAUCGAAAUUAUUGAAAUAUGUUCAGCCAGAUGUGCCGAAAUCUUUUGCUCCGAUUCGUACCUACUGGAGGAGUCGUAAUCCAAUGGAAAGAUAUACAACGUAUGAAAGGUCAUAUUGGCGCAAAGAGCCAAUGUUUUCCAGAGUAAAACCUUUUAAACAUCAAGUUUCACUCACCGUUGGUGAUGGACCCAUAACCGACGAUACAACUCACAAAUUGAGUUAUUUGGGCAAUUGGUGCUUGGAUCAACCAAAAUCUCAUAUGGUACCGUGUGAUAAACAGUGGUUAGGGAGAGGACCAAUGCAAAAUGUCACGACAAACAAAUGCGAUUACACUUGGAAAUUGGUACCAAAACCAAAGGCUUUGAAGAAUCGAGAGAAUUUAUGUUGCCCAAAUGCAAAUCUUUCGAGUGACACGACUUAUAAAUUGAGUUAUUAUGAAUCUGGAUGUCGAAUUCCUAUUACUUCCUUCAAACCCAUUCGAAAAUACACGAAAGGGAUUAUACCGAUUGAUGAUUGUACGACCUAUAAACUUAGCUAUUGGCCAAAUGAAUCACCGAUUAAAAAUGACGAUUAUCCAUGGAAAAAGAAAGUUAAAUACAAUCCUCCCUUAACUGCAUUGGAUGAUUGUACUACUUAUCGUCUCAGUUAUUGGCCCAAUAAGCAAUCAAUGCGUAAACCAUUUACUGUGCGAGACUCUGAAAAUAUAUUGAAUGCCCAUUGUUGCUCUGAUGAUAAUACAACAUAUAAUUUGAGUUAUUUUGGAUGUGGAAGUGCCAGGCGGUUGCCAAUCAAACCGUCAUCAUCUACUCAAUUAUCUUCAUGCCCGUUAUCCCACGACACAAUUCACAGAUUGAGCUAUUUGGGAAAUUGGUCUGUAACACCUGAAAUCUCCCGGUUGCCGUGUUCAAAAACCUGGUCAGGCAGAGGGCCAAUGCAAGACUUGACAACUCAAAAAUAUGAUUUUACUUGGAAAAGCGCUAUUCCUGUUGUUGCUUUUUCUCCCAAGGAUAAUUUGAAACCUUCUCAUCAGCCACUCGGCGGUUGUACAAUUCAGAGAUUAUCCUAUUUUUCUAAUGAUUUGAAAAAUCUCACUCAAAUCAAGUCAUUUAAGCCUCUUCGAACAUAUCAACCAUUCGAUAUCCCAACGGAUAGUGAGACGACCAUGAGGCUAAGUUAUCAACCUGUCCAUCGAUCUUCAAUCCCUGCUCACAUUAUGAAAGCAUGUGCUACAAAAUCAUUAUACCAAAAGCCAAUGCGGCUACCUUCUAAUGACAAUACUACUUACAAUUUGAGUUAUCUAGCUCCCGGAAAAAUGGAACAACUGAUGGAGCAUGAUUGUAUUCUCCCGUGUAAACCGAUCGAUCCGAUGUAGACAUCAUAAUAAAGCUCCUAUUUGCAUUAUUUCUUCUUUGUCUUAUUCCUAAGUCCGCCUCUAUACUAUACAUUUUACUUUUACUACUUUUUCUCCGACAAUUGGUUAUUAAAUGGUUAAUGGUUUGUCUGAGAUGAAGAGAAAAGUUUCAUAGUACAGGUCAUUGAUACACCAACUUCUGAAUUUUAUGCAUCUGCAAUCGCGAAGGCCAUGUGAAAGUAACAGUGCCUUCCUCACUACUGCUUCUCGGAUGUUCUCACAUAUAUAUAUACAAUUUAUAUGAAAUCUUACGAAAUAGUGUAUCGUAUAUAUACCUAUAUACUCUUAAUACGAUAAACCACCGAGGCGUUCAAAAUUUUACACUUUUGUCAAAUGCUGUCAAGACGACAUGAACAUGCAUGAAAUAUGCAUCCACAUUUAAAAAUAUUGAGCAAUUAUAUCGAUUUUUAAUGUGCAAAAAAAAAAACAAGAAAAAACAAAAUGGAGAGAAAAAAAGAAAUAGAAAACUACCA